Molecule: messenger RNA, 799 nt
Organism: Selaginella moellendorffii
Lineage: Eukaryota; Viridiplantae; Streptophyta; Lycopodiopsida; Selaginellales; Selaginellaceae
Product: peptide deformylase 1A, chloroplastic-like
Exons: 4
Coding region: 54-791 (245 amino acids)
Biological process (GO): peptidyl-methionine modification; N-terminal protein amino acid modification
Cellular component (GO): chloroplast; mitochondrion
Molecular function (GO): peptide deformylase activity
Source: RefSeq, a predicted model, not a curated record
AAGAGUUAAAUUCCACUAGUCAACAAUGUAGCAAAGCAAAGAAGAUAAAAGAAAUGGCGCUUGCCUGGAGUCCAGCCACACCACUGCCAACUCUCAGACCACCACUGCGCGUCCACCACUGCGUGAGGAGAGCCGAGGUGAGAAGGAGAUUCCAGUGUCGGAGCCUGUUUGGAUUCAAGAGCAAGGCGCCCAAGCUCGAAAUCGUCCAGGCCGGGGACCCUGUCUUGCAUGAGGCCGCGCGAGAGGUGCUACACUCCGAGGUGAGCAGCGACACCGUCCAGAACACCAUCCAAGGCUUGAUUGAUGCAAUGCGGGAGGCACCGGCCGUGGGUCUGGCCGCUCCCCAGAUCGGAGUUCCUCUCCAGAUAAUUGUGCUCGAGGACACCGCCGAGUAUAUCAGCUACGUUUCCCGCGACGAGGCUCUUUCCCAGCAGCGAAAGCCAUUCGAGCUCCUGGUGAUCAUCAAUCCCAUCCUCAGACCCACCACCAGUGCCACUGCCAGGUUCUUUGAAGGAUGUCUCAGCGUUCAUGGCUUCCGGGCGAUGGUGGAGAGGCACCUCGACGUGGAAGUCACCGGACUGGACCGCGAAGGCAGGCCAUUGAAAGUGGACGCUUCCGGCUGGCAGGCUCGAAUCCUCCAGCACGAAUGCGACCAUCUCGCAGGGACCUUGUACGUGGACAAGUUCAUCCCAAGAACUUUCAGGUCUGCCAAAAACUUGUCCAUGCCAAUGGCACGGGGCUGUCCCAGACCUGGCUUAUGCUCAGUAGAACAUGCGUCUUCCACUGUUUAAAACUUCUA